This is a messenger RNA of Salvia splendens (bonfire salvia), 484 nucleotides long. Its product is annotated as kinesin-like protein KIN-14A. The record is from RefSeq and is a predicted model, not a curated record. The transcript is spliced from 4 exons. Bases 89 to 484 code for a protein of 131 amino acids. Lineage: Eukaryota; Viridiplantae; Streptophyta; Magnoliopsida; Lamiales; Lamiaceae.
CAAAGCAACAAUCAAUGAUUUCCUUUCCAUUGCUGAUGACACGGCUGCAGGAGCAACUGGUCAGCUGGAACUUCUCUCUACAGCAAUAAUGGAUGGUUGGAUGGCUGGACUUGGUGCUGCCCAGCCUCCGACUACCGAUGCUCUUGGACAGCUGUUAUCUGAAUAUGCCAGAUGUCUUUAUACUUCACAGCUGCAACAUUUGAAGGAUAUUGCUGGUACUUUGGCGACUGAAGCAGCGGAAGACUCUGCUCAAGUAGCUAAGCUACGUUCAGCUCUUGAAUCUGUUGAUCACAAGAGAAGAAAGAUUUUACAACAAAUGAAAAAUGACACAGAGAUGUUAAAUUUAGAAAGUGGCGCUGCACCUAUUCGGAGUCCUUCCACUUCUGCUGAAGAUGCAAGGCUAGUGUCAUUAAUCUCCCUCGACAGCAUACUGAAGCAAGUCAAGAUGUCGCAGAUGCUUCAACUUUUCUGUCAUUCAUCAUGA